Messenger RNA from Echinostoma caproni, 2310 nucleotides. The record is from the annotation of a GenBank genome assembly. NCBI's taxonomy places the organism in Eukaryota, Metazoa, Platyhelminthes, Trematoda, Plagiorchiida, Echinostomatidae.
AUGAUGAACUUGGGCUCAAUCAGUGAUCAGUUACCCACCUAUCCCAAUAACAUCCAGGGUGAAUUACGUAUCAUCCUACAGACCAAGGAUGUUUUUCUUGUAUGCUAUAAGCAUCUGGAAGAGUAUCGCCGACUGGUAAACGAACAGAACCGACUAAUAACGAAAGAAUUUGUCCAAGAACAAUUACAAAUUGGCGAAGAUGAAAUCUCCGAAUUGAAAAUGGAAUUGCAAGACGCCGAAUCCCGAUUGGGUGCCCGCUUACGUCACAACGAAUUGUUGGCCGAUCACUUGGCUAGUUUGGGUUUUGCCUCAUUGGAAUCUGGUGCUAGUGUACGUCACCUAGCCCUGUGCCGAUCACCACAAAUGCGUAAAAAUAUGAUCGCCCAACGACAAGGUGGUGCCGGUUCAUCCAGUAUGUCCGAACCCAGACCACCGACCCACAUGAUCGAUAAUAUUGCUCUAGCUAUCUCGGAAAUUCAUCAGGAAGUUCGUGCCAAAGUGAAACCUUUAUUGGACUACUAUCGGGAUUUGUUCUAUUUGCAACUUCAUUUUAGCCUGGUGCUCGGUCAAGUAUGUAACUACUGUAUGCCAUUAGUGACCGAAAAUAUCGGUCUGAUUGAUCGUAUCUUCUUUUGGUCCGAACGUCCGGAAUUCGAUCUGGUCCGACGAGCCGGAGAUAUUGGGGAUCGACUGAAAGAGAUUUACACUCGUGCUCAAACAGUCCUAAGUGUCCUAGCUGAGUCGGUUCGAUUUUUACAAUCCAAAGUGGAAUUACAAAAAACACUGGAACAACGAUUCCACGAGCGUUUGGAUGAACAACAGAAAACAAAAGAUAAAAUCUUACGGGAAGUGCAUACGACUAAACAGAAUAUGGAUAUGCUAGAGGAGGAGAAUGAUCGUCUUGUGGGUAGUCUCGUCAAGGUGGAUCCCAGUUUUGUGGAUAGUCGACAUUUCUACGAAUUAGCUGAGGGUGGGAGUUUGAUGGGUGCCAAAAAACCGGGCAAUAUGAAAGAAACCGCACAGAAUAAUGCUGAAGAGAAACAGGAAAUGAUGAGCAACGCGACCCCGUGCGGUCCAGUUACGGAUAGGGCAAAUGACGGGGAGAAAGAGAAUCGUGCACGCACAAACACACGACGCGUCAGCGAUGUGAGUAGUCCAUCGACUUUGGACAAUCCAUCCGGAGAGAUGAACAAUAAUAAAGCGUUGAGUGUGCUCAGUGAUGCCCCAGUGAAAGCCACAGAACUGAAAUUGAAAAACAAGAAAAAAGCAUCAAAAGAAGAAAUGGAACAACUGAUAAAAGAGAUCAAAACCAAAAUGAUUGUCAACACCAAAAAGUCCCCGAUGCGGGCAGCCAAAGCUUCCAAUACCAACAAUGUUUCGGAAGCUUCCGGAGCGAUAAGCGCAAUUACGGAUCCCAGUAUCUCGGUUGAUGGUUCACCGACGAGAUUGGAUUGUACAACACCGCCAAUCAGACGAGCCACAAGUGUGGACAAAGAACGCAAACAACCUAGAACAAAAAAACAUCGCCCGAAAAGUACACUCGGUGAAGCACGGCUGCGGAAUUUGGACAAUGAGUUGAAUAAAAGAGAAAAACAAACUACAACUCCGGAACAAAAAACGGAAGAGUUGAGGCCGAGUUCAAUCUCAACUGCCGCUGGUGAUAUCGAAAUUCAGCAAGGACCGCCCCAAACUUCAUUAAAGUCUAAACUCCUAGGUCGAACGAAGGACCUCCUCGAAGCGGCACUUCAUCGAUCCCCAAAGAGUAGUAGUACAGAACAGGUCACGCGUACAAUCGGUGAGUUGGAUUCAUCCCUCGCUACAGGUCGUAUAGAUCAAGACGAGUUGAACAAUGACGGUGUAACCAGUGUGUCCUCGUUUGCCUCACUCUUGGUGGCAGAUUCACCGUUGGGUGAGCCCACAUUCAUUCCGCCGGCGAAUGUAAACACAUCCAAACAAUUACGCACUCUGGAACCACGUAAAAAGGGUCGUAAUGCCACAGAUCCGAGUAAAACACCACCACGAAAAAAUCGACUGUCCAGACGUGGAAAAUCCCAAGUGUUAGAUUACGAUAUCCAACCCCUACCUAAUCUGUCCACAGAUAUGUUACUAACGGAAAGUCCCACAGCUGCUCAUUCUUCGCUUAAUCUGCCUGCUUUCAGAACAACUGCGAGUUCAGCCUCCAAAGGUUCAAAAUCAAGACGUAGUUCGGGUAACCUGGACAAUGAUCUGGGCAAUUUCCUAGCUGGAACAAGUCUGGGACCAGCGCCUUCACUGACAACACCGCAAAGUGCCUUACCAUCAGUGUUGUGA